Messenger RNA from Xiphophorus maculatus (southern platyfish), 2296 nucleotides. RefSeq names its product progesterone receptor membrane component 2 (gene pgrmc2). The transcript is spliced from 3 exons. The record is from RefSeq and is a predicted model, not a curated record. Lineage: Eukaryota; Metazoa; Chordata; Actinopteri; Cyprinodontiformes; Poeciliidae. The coding region runs from base 26 to 622 and encodes 198 amino acids. Gene Ontology annotation, cellular component: membrane; endomembrane system.
GGCGGGUAGGCGCAAACUGGGCAGCAUGGCGGAUGAUGGACUCAGUUGGAGCGGACUAGGUGGCACAAACGGCGGGCAGGGGGCGGCGGGCUGGUUAGACACGCUCGGCUUGGGCGGAAUGUUGCUGAAUAUCAGCAUUUUGGUUUUGGUAGUGGCGGUUUGUGUAGUAGUAUACCGGCGGUGGGGCAGGCGGCUCGUAUCCGACGGGGCCGAGGACGGCGAGGCCCCGAUGCUUACCAAGAUGAGGAGACGGGACUUCACUUUGGAGCAGCUGCAGGAGUACGACGGUGUCCAGAACCCCCGCAUCCUCAUGGCCGUCAACAUGAAAGUUUUUGACGUGACCAGCGGCAGAAAGUUUUACGGAAAAGACGGCCCUUACGGCAUCUUCGCCGGCCGAGACGCUUCGAGGGGCCUGGCCACCUUCUGCUCAGAGAAGGACGCCCUGAGGGAUGAGUACGACGACCUGUCAGACCUCACCGCCGUACAGAUGGAGAGCGUGAGGGAGUGGGAGAUGCAGUUCCGGGAAAAAUACGACUACGUCGGGAGGUUGCUGAAGCCCGGAGAGGAGCCGUCAGAGUACACGGACGAGGAGGACAUCAAGGACCACCUGAAGCACGACUGAGCAGUCCCCAUCCCACGUACCAAAGCCAGAAGCCCCCAAACAGCUGUAUCUGACCGCCCCGGAGCACCAGAGCCCCUCCACGCAUCGUCCCGGCCCCCGUCCCUCCACCGGUCACUCCUCUUUCUUGUCCCUGUCUGUGUACCGAAACUCUGAAUCCGUCUGGUGCUGCAGCUGUUAUGGAAGGGGAAGGAGUAAAGUCUCGACAACCAGACCCCCUCUCUCUCUCUCUUUCUCUCCCUCACUCUCUCUCUCACCCGUGUCAUCCUACGAAGAUGAGCGGCAACAGAAAGCCUUUGAGGAGCUUUUGCUUUAUUCUUUUUUUUAUUAUUAUUAUUUUAAUUAGACAGCUAAGACGUCUCUGGGGGGCCGUUAGACGUUAGUCCGAAACCAGCUCGCUUGGAGGUUAGUCGGGAAUUGUCUGGUCUGGGAUAAUCAGCGGGGCAGGGCGGGGGGAGGAAACACUUCUCUCUCUCUCUCUCUCUCUCUCUCUCUCUCUCUCUCUCUCUCUCUCUCUCUCUCUCUCUUUCUCUCUCUCUCUUUUAAUCUUUGAUUCAGCCACAUAGCAAACGAAACCGCUUCAGCUUUGGGAGAAGUUCAUCAAUCAAUCACACAACUCAAUUUCUGUUCAGACCAUCUUCCUGCCUGGAUGAGAGGGCAGAUCUGUGGCCUAACCGAGGGCAGUCUGGCAGGCUUUGUGUUUAUCUGUUGUGUUUGUAGUGUAUGCACUACUAGUUUUCUUCGUUUGUCACCAUGUGAUUGUAUUUGUUAAGUAGCAUAUAGAGGGGACAGUGUUCCAGCAGCAUUACUGUUUUGUUUUUCUUUUCAUAUUUCAUUGCCGGGGCGUGGGGUCAAAGGUCUUUGCUACACGAAGCUUGUUUUAAAUCUCAUCAGAUGGACUAAAUCACAGAUUUCGGGGAGGGGAGGGGGCUAAAGGGAAGGUGAUAAGGCAGUCCUAAUCAAUUGACAAAUUGUUUACAUGCCUCACAAGCCAGCUGCAAGUCUGUAGAUUUCCCCUGAAAAUGGUCCAAGAAUUAAUCGUGCCUUAUUUUGUUUGUUGCGUCAGCGCCGACGGGUCUAACAGAAGGUAAGCGGAAGGAUGGAGGUGUCCGUUCCCCCCCCCCUAGACUCAGUCCAACCUCCCCUCAGACAUUAAAGGCAUUUGUUGCAUCAGUCGUCCGUGCAGAGACUGUAAUAUUUCCCCACUUCACGAACUUUGUACAUAGACCCAAUAAAUUACUCAGUGUUACUGCCAUAUUUAUGUAGUGGAUGAACUCCAUAUACAUAUAAUGCUAUGUCGUAUUGGCCAAAACCCCCCCAUUUUCUUUUUUUUUUUUUUCUCUCCUAUAGUUCAUUUUGAAUGUGGGUGAAUUUUUUUCCCCCCAAAAAUAAAUCAAGUGAUUCUAAAGGUGUUGCAAAAAUGCUGCAGGAUUGGACCGGGAGCUGUUCUUGCAGUUUUGUUCGUAGACAUUGCUUAUCCUGUAAAUAUAUCGUAUCGUUUAUUAAAAGCAUGUGCAACAUCAAAGUCAGCUAUGCCGAGGUUUCACCACAUGUAUUAAAAUGUCAGGCGCGCGUGAGAGAGUGUGUGUGUGUGUGUGUGUGUGUGUGUUUGUGUCCGUGUGAAAGAAGCGGGAGGCGAUUUGUUCAUGCAUAAUAAAUCAAUUUGGUUAAUAAUGG